AUACAGGUAAGGUCCUACCUUUGUCAAAACAAGGAUCGUACUAGGGAUGUGAGAAAUGAAAAAACACAGCCAUGUAUUUAAGAGGCACAGCUCGGAGACGCUACCCCAUGAGAGGAGCGGACACACGGCUGUGGUGGAGGGAAAUCUGCUGCAUGUGUGGGGAGGCUGUACGUCGGUUGCUUGCAAAGACCUCUAUCUACCCGGUGAUGAAAUCUGGGUGUGUAACUUAGAGGGAAUUUCAUGGAAGGUGUUUCACAUGACAGGUGAAGUUCCUCCAUCCAUGUCUGGGACCUGUGGAUGCUCACUGAAUAGCCAUAUGUACAUAUUUGGAGGUUUUAACCGCAUUGAACAGACAAAUCAGAUCUACUGCGUCAACCUGACAGAUGGUAAAUACAGAUGGAGAAAGAUCACACAUGAGAUCGGUUCUGCUCCCUCACCUCGAGAAAAACUAUCCUGCUGGGUUCAUAAAGGAAGGAUCAUCUACUUUGGAGGAUUCGGUGAAAAAUCACUGGAUGAUUUUGAUGGCAACAACAAAGCCUUUACAGUAGACGAAGUAUCAUGGUUAGAGGAUGUCAUCUGGGGAUGGAACAAUGAGGUUCAUAUAUUUGACCCCAUGUCCACCAGUUGGAGUGAACCCCAAACCCAUGGAUGGGCUCCAACUGCCCGAGAAGCCCACGCUAGUGCCUCACUUGGUUGUAGAGGAUACAUUUAUGGAGGCAGUGUCAUGGAAACCAGGAUGAAUGACAUCCACUGUCUGGAAUUUGAGUCAUGGACGUGGUCAAAAAUAAUGCCAGUGUCCGCCACUCCAGGGGGCAGAUCGUGGCACACACUCACAGCAGUAUCAGACAAUACCUUGUUCCUGUUUGGAGGUCUCAGUGUGGACUGCAAAUCAAUGAGUGAUGGAUGGUUGUUUGAUGUUGAAACAAAGAAAUGGAGAAAAGUUGAGCAUCCGUUUAAGACUCAGCCAAGGUUGUGGCACACAGCAUGUCAGGGUCAAGACUCUGAUGUGGUUGUGUUUGGUGGGACUUGUGACUACACUUUAUGUACUAAAAGUCACUGCAAUGAUACACUCAUUUUCCAAAUGCAGCCAUAUCCUCUAUACAGGAUAUGUAAGGAUUACAUUGCAAAGAAUGUGACGAACUGCAAAGUGCUCAAGAAUCAGCUUCCUCUCCUGCCUCCCAGACUCCUGACAGAAGCACAGAGGAGGAUGUCUUCAGCCUUCAAGCCUUCAACGAAGCAACAGCACUAGUUAAAGAAACUAUAAGAGACCUUUAUUUUGUGUUCAUUCUGAUCUCUGUGGACAAUCGUGGUUGUAUUACC
Molecule: messenger RNA, 1320 nt
Organism: Larimichthys crocea (large yellow croaker)
Lineage: Eukaryota; Metazoa; Chordata; Actinopteri; Sciaenidae
Product: kelch domain-containing protein 1-like
Exons: 14
Coding region: 56-1249 (397 amino acids)
Molecular function (GO): protein binding
Source: RefSeq, a predicted model, not a curated record